AUGUCAACACUCACCGUUGUUACUUUGCUGUACCUUUGUCUUGCUGGCGUCGGAGUGUAUCUGACGAAGCAGGUAUUCACCAAAAAUCGUGCACCAUAUCCUCCUGGUCCUCGGGGCCUGCCUCUAGUUGGGAAUAUUCAAGACAUACCUUAUGUCAAGCCCUGGCUCACCUUUGCUGAAUGGGGCAAGAAAUAUGGUGAUAUUUCGCACGUCAGUGCUCUGGGUAUGCACAUCUUCGUGCUGAACUCCGUCAAAACUGCAGUGGAAAUGCUAGACAAGAAGAGCUCUAUAUACUCUGACCGUCCGGUUGUCCCUAUGGGUGGCGAACUUAUAGGCUAUGAGCAAAGUCUGGCUUAUAUGCCCUAUGGUAAACGCUUUCGCUCGUCCCGCAAGUAUAUACAUCGCGUUUUUGGCAGUCGCGCUGCCUUGGUUGUCUACCAACCCAUCGAGGAGAUGGAGACCCGCCGAUUCCUGAAACGUGUAUUCGCGAAACCCGACCAACUGCGAGUACAUAUUCGACACACUGCUGGCACUAUCAUUCUACGCAUCUGUUAUGGUUAUGAAGUCAAAGAGAAUGAUGAUCCUCUCGUUGACAUUGCAGAACGUGUCUUAGACCAAUUCUCGCGGUACGGCUUUAUCGGUGAAUUUAUGGUCGACUUCCUGCCAUCCUUGGCAAAGGUCCCGGAGUGGUUCCCUGGUGCUGGCUUCAAACGCAUAGCCCGUGAGUGCCGUGUGACCCUCGAAGAGAUGGCUGCUACACCCUACAAGUUUGUCAAGGAUCAGAUGGCUGCUGGCAUUGCUCCAAAGUCUUUUUCCUCAGAGCUGUUGAAGGACCGUACUUUGACUGUGGAAGAGGAUGACAUUGUGAAGUGGUCUGCUUUAUCCGUAUUCAGCGGUGGUGCCGACACAACUGUUUCUGCGAUCUACUCAUUUUUUCUGGCUAUGACACUUUACCCUGAUGUGCAGAAGAAGGCUCAGGCUGAAAUUGAUGCUGUUGUUGGCCCAGAUCGUCUUCCCUCCUUCGCCGAUCGCGCCUCCCUCCCCUACAUCGAGGCGCUGACCAAGGAGAUCCUCCGCUGGCAUGUUAUCAUACCUACUGCUGAUCACUGCGUUACUGAGGACGACAUUCACGAUGGGUAUUACAUUCCAAAAGGCUCCGUGGUAAUCCCUAACAUAUGGUCCAUGCUCAAUGAUCCACAGACAUAUGCCAACCCUUCGGAAUUCAAUCCUGAGCGCUUUUUGUCCAAGGAUGGAAAAGAACCUGAGACCGAUUCUCGCACGUUUUGCUUUGGUUUUGGCAGACGGCUCUGCCCAGGUCUGCAUCUCGCUGAUGCAUCCAUCUGGAUAUCCACCGCAAUGUCACUUGCGGUGUUCAACGUUUCCAAGGUUGUCGAGAAUGGCGUUGAAAUCACCCCUGAAGUUGAUCCCUCAUCUGGACUGAUCAGCCACCCCAAGCCCUUUAAGUGUUCGAUCAAGGCUCGCUCUGAAAAAGCCAUUUCACUCAUUCAACAAGAUGCUUAUUAA
Molecule: messenger RNA, 1524 nt
Organism: Suillus bovinus
Lineage: Eukaryota; Fungi; Basidiomycota; Agaricomycetes; Boletales; Suillaceae
Product: cytochrome P450
Exons: 11
Coding region: 1-1524 (507 amino acids)
Molecular function (GO): monooxygenase activity; heme binding; oxidoreductase activity, acting on paired donors, with incorporation or reduction of molecular oxygen
Source: RefSeq, a predicted model, not a curated record